CACUCUAACUUACUACUCAAACACAUUUAGUAUUAACUUAUUUAAAAGCAUGUUUGUAACCUUAGAGCAAAAUUUGAAUAUUGGAUAUGUUCUUCCCCAUAUAUAUGAACAUGCAAUUUGAGCCAGUUGUCUGUCUCUGUCAUACAAAAGCUGAAGCGGAUAGAGUUGAGUUGAGUUGAGUGCUGUGCUGUGUUGUGUGCGUCUUUAAUCUAUAUAGAAUUUGGCUUUGUGAGAGAAAAAUGGUAUCGUUGUUUUGGAACUCAGCAAUGAUAAGAGGAAGAGAUGAAGUGUAUGCGGCAGCAAUGCCUCUAAGGGCUACAAAGAGACCACCCCAGUUGCUUAUGUCUGCUGCUUACUCCCUCAAUUUCUGGGAUUUCCAGCAUUUCAUGGUCAUCAUCAAACCCUCUUCACCUUCUCAGGUUCUGGGUUUUGAUUUUCAACCAAAAGAUCCUGAAGAUAUAUAUGUGGCACUAGCGGCUCUAAAUGGUAGAGCAGUGCCGGGUGAGAUCAAUUACCGAGAUUACUAGUCUCGCGUUUCCAGAAAGUUAACUUCUUCUGAAUGUAUUAAUUACCGAGAUUGUGCAUGCAUGAUCAAGUGUAAACUGCUAUCGUAUACAAAAUCUUGAAAUAAAAGCUACUGAAUAUUUGUUUACCACAGGCAGUAUAAUAAUGUUGUUGUCGUCUUUCACAUGCCACAAAUACAUACAGCCUUAUACCCUUAAAACAUAUAAACAUGGACACACAACCUCACAAGAAGCAUUCAUGCUUUUAUUGGUUGUUGCUCUUCAGAAUAGGUGACACAUACUUGCUCCAACUUACAUUUGACUUUGAUAUAAUGUUAUAUGUCUUCUCGUUUCAUGCUAAAUGCUAAUACAAAAACAUGGUUUAUAUGUUUACACACUGUAUGGAAAUAGCAAUUAUGCCAUUGCCUGUCAAUGAUGUUAUACAAGAUUGUGAUUGCAGAUGGACAUAAACUAUAUCACAAAUCGCAAUGUGAAUGUCUUUAUGUUCUCUGUGGAUGUUGCAAUAAUUUGCUUCAUCAUAUGAGCUUUUUUGUUAUUUGUGUAGUUUCCUUCUAGGCCUCUGUUAUCAUCAGUGGAAGUAUGUGAUGCAGUCUGUUCUCAUGAUAUGGAAGAAGAAAAAAAUUUCUGUGCUGCAAUAUUGGAUGAGUGGGAGCUUCAGCAUCAUGAAUUUGAUUCUUGGGGCAUUUAGUUCUUCUGACAUGACAUUAUAAAGUCAACCUUUUGAGACAACAAGUUUGACCAUUUUGGACUGAUUUAUUUGUGCAGCUUUUGAAUUUUCCGAUUGAAUUUUCUUUCCAUAAAUGUUUUUACUUUUACCUUAAUCAAAUCACGACCUCUGUUUAUAUUCCUAGGGACUGUUCUGCCAAGAAACAAAUGUUGGCUUGUUGGAUAUUCAAAGGCAGAGGCGGAUGCUGUGGAAAUAGCAAGGGAAUUCAACAAAGAAUGGGAAACAAAUUUGAGGAUUGGCCUUCAUGAUUGUCAUGAUUAUACCAAUAGUAAGAAUUUAUUUCAGACCUUAUGUUGCAUAUUAAAGAAUUAGUAGCUUCCCUAUAUGUUUGUGUAUGUUACUACUUUAGUACUUGAUCGAAUACAUAAUUGGAACAUCAUGAAUUAUUGAUAUCUAGGAUAAUGAUUCAAUCUGCUCUAAUGUGUCGUUGCACUGAAAUUGUGUUAAUCGCAUAGGGGAACUUAGAUUUAGAAAUUCUAUCAUAUAAGUAUAUAUGGCUUCAGUAUUCUUUACUAUAUUGGUUUCGUUUUAUUUUACCAUGAAGUUUGAAUUUUUCUGGUUAAUUCAAAGCUUUGGUUUGGCAACUCACUGGUGAAAAAGAUGUGCUGAAACGUCUGAGAAACAUUGGUAGUUAGAGGGAAUCCAUUGUCGUUAUUGAAUUACUUUAUAUUGUAUCAUGCUUUCGGCAUUUUUUGAGCACCUUCAUUGCUUCACUUGGAUGGGAACUGGAACUGGCUAAACAUCGCCUUCAUGGGGCUCUGAAGAAAUCAAUCAAUCUCAUUACGAGAAAAAACUUGUGCUAUUUACUUUACCCUUCUGUAACGUUCUUUUCUUUACUUGUAUUGUAUAGCCUCUGAAUGUCUAUUUGUUCUUGUAUACUACGUAGCUAUAUAUGAAUAGCUGAUUAAUAGAAUGUUUGAGAUCUCUGAGUAAAUAUUAAUAAUCGGCAAAA
Messenger RNA from Glycine soja, 2203 nucleotides. RefSeq lists its product as uncharacterized. The coding region runs from base 240 to 527 and encodes 95 amino acids. The transcript has 2 exons. The record is from RefSeq and is a predicted model, not a curated record. NCBI's taxonomy places the organism in Eukaryota, Viridiplantae, Streptophyta, Magnoliopsida, Fabales, Fabaceae.